GACGUCGUUCGGCUCAGGUCGGGACUCGUUUCGUAUUUGUUUAGCGCCUCGAUCGGUCGAGGACUAUGUGCCUUUGAGCCGAAAAAAAACCGAGUACAGUGGUUGAGUGGAUUUGACAGAACGGCCUUGCCGCCCGAAUGUAUCGCACAGUACAAAACCGGCAGUCGUGAUCGGUCGAGGAUCAUUAUCCUUUUUUCGUCUCGUGUGCGCGGUUCUCUGCCGCUCGCUCUCUCCGCAUGAACCGAAACGCGAACAUUUGUUAAGUUUUUGUUUUGUCGCCGACAAUCGCGAAAAGUACGUGCAAUAAUUGUUGAAACUCAAUUCGUACUUGAACCAAAGUUUAGUGUUGUGAAAAGAAAAACGAAGCAAAAACCAAAUAAAAAGUGUUCAGCUUUUGGAUUACCACAAUAUUUUGGAUAUACAAAAAAAAUAAAAUAAAACAAGAUCAAAAUGGAUUACAAACACGAUCUCAAUUCGGACGACGACUUCGACUGCUCGAAUGGAUAUAGCGACAGCUAUGGCAGCAACGGACGCAUGUCCAAUCCCAAUGGAUUAUCCAAGGCCGAGCUGAGAAAGACCAACAAACCCAUUAUGGAGAAACGUCGCAGGGCUCGCAUUAAUCAUUGCCUGAACGAGCUGAAAUCCCUCAUACUGGAGGCCAUGAAGAAAGACCCGGCACGCCAUACCAAACUGGAGAAGGCCGACAUACUCGAGAUGACGGUGAAGCAUUUGCAGUCUGUGCAGCGCCAGCAGCUGAACAUGGCCAUCCAGACGGACCCCGGAGUGGUGCAGAAGUUCAAGACGGGCUUCGUCGAGUGCGCCGAGGAGGUGAAUCGCUACGUCAGCCAGCUGGACGUGGACACGGGUGUGCGUCAGCGGCUGAAUGCCCAUCUGAACAACUGUGCCAACAGUCUGGAGCAGAUUGGAUCGAUGAGCAACUUCAGCAGCGGAUAUCGGGGCCAAAUGCCCGCCGGACUGUUCCCAGCCGCCGUGGGUGGCGUUGCCGCCGCCGCCGCUCCCCUAUUCCCCUCACUGCCACAGGACUUGAACAACAACAGUCGGACGGAGACCACUCCGCCAUCCAUACAAAUGGGUGGCCUCCAGCUGAUCCCCUCACGCUUGCCAUCCGGGGAGUUUGCCCUGAUAAUGCCCAAUACGGCGGGAGCGACGGCUCCGCCAGCGGGACCAUUUGUCUGGCCAGGCACAGCGGCCACGGCGGGAGGCCCGGCCAGCGCCGCCUUGGCCAACAUUGCGAAUCCCACCCAUCUCAGCGACUACGCACAGAGCUUCCGACUGAGCGCCUUCAGCAAGCCUCCCAGUGCGGCUGCACCCACUGGCCAGAUCCCAAGCCACACACAGAUCCCGGCUCAGACGCAACUGCCGGUGAAGAACAGCAGCAACACUCCCACCAGCAGUCCCCCCCUGAGUCCCAUCUCGUCGAUGUCCAGCCAUGGCGAUGAGUCCCGGGCCGCCUCGCCGACCGUCGAUGUUCUGGCCAAGCACAGUUUCGCCGGAGUCUUCUCCACGCCGCCGCCGACCAGCGCCGAGACAUCGUUCAACACGAGCGGAUCGCUAAACCUGAGCGCCGGCAGCCACGACAGCAGCGGAUGCUCGCGGUCCCUGGUCCACUUGCAGCAGCAGCAAGUGAGCUCCACCAGCGGAUCAGCGAAGCGGGAACGGGAGGCAGAGGUGGAGGCGGAGCCGGAGGCCGAUUCUAGUGACUGUUCGUUGGACGAACCCUCGUCUAAGAAGUUCCUGGCCGCGGCCAUCGACAAGUCCAGCUCCGCCUGGAGGCCCUGGUAGAUCGAUCUAUCGAUCGUAAUCGUAAUCCCACAUCUGAGGAGUCAGAUAUGGAUGAUGGAUGAUGUAUGAGAAGUAGAAUGAUGACGACAAAGUUUUAUGUUAAGUUUACCCUCAAAUUGUUAAUUUAUUUCAUCGCAAUUAUUCGAAAAUCCAAAUCCAACCAACAACAACAAAUGCUUUAGAACCCAUUAAGUUUCUACGAUACGAUAUCUAUAUAUAUAUGCUAUAUAUGUAUAUGUUUUUUCCAUGUUCUAUGUUUUGCUUUCUUUAUUUUAAGUUCAGCUGUGAUUUUGUAUAUUUUUUUGUGUAAUUCUCAUUUAAGAAUUUUUAUAUUAAACACUUGUACUAUUAUGUAGUUCAUUGACUAAAGAUGUUUUUGUCAUUUAUCUUCCUAUUAAAAUGAUCAUUUAACGGAUGUUUUAGUUAA
Molecule: messenger RNA, 2230 nt
Organism: Drosophila pseudoobscura
Lineage: Eukaryota; Metazoa; Arthropoda; Insecta; Diptera; Drosophilidae
Gene: dpn
Product: deadpan
Exons: 3
Coding region: 451-1803 (450 amino acids)
Biological process (GO): anterior/posterior pattern specification; regulation of neurogenesis; regulation of transcription by RNA polymerase II
Cellular component (GO): nucleus
Molecular function (GO): protein dimerization activity; DNA-binding transcription factor activity, RNA polymerase II-specific; RNA polymerase II cis-regulatory region sequence-specific DNA binding
Source: RefSeq, a predicted model, not a curated record